This is a messenger RNA of Pelobates fuscus (common spadefoot toad), 5249 nucleotides long. It is a transcript of the gene CNNM4, whose product is annotated as cyclin and CBS domain divalent metal cation transport mediator 4. Gene Ontology annotation, cellular component: plasma membrane; cytoplasm. NCBI's taxonomy places the organism in Eukaryota, Metazoa, Chordata, Amphibia, Anura, Pelobatidae. Gene Ontology annotation, molecular function: magnesium ion transmembrane transporter activity; sodium ion transmembrane transporter activity. The record is from RefSeq and is a predicted model, not a curated record. Gene Ontology annotation, biological process: magnesium ion transport; intracellular manganese ion homeostasis; magnesium ion homeostasis. Bases 68 to 2365 code for a protein of 765 amino acids. The transcript has 8 exons.
CCUAGAGGGGGCGUGUCCCCGGCAGUGCAGACCCGGUGUGCUGUGGCCUCGGACAAUUGUAAACGUCAUGGCCGCGCCGGGAGCUCCCUACCCCGGCUUCCUCGCUCUCUUACUGUCCGCGGUGAUCGUGCCGGCCCCCAGCUCCGCUCAGAACGACUCGGCCGCCGGCUCCCCGGAGCUCCCCCUCAUCCUGGGCAUCCGGCUGGAGCACAGCGACCCCCCCGCCCGCCUGUCCGAAGCCGGGGAGCUGGAGGUGACGGAGGGCAGCCGGCUCCUGCUCCGACUCUACGGCAUCAACCUCCGCAAUGACAGCGCCGAGCUGCUCCGCUUCACCGAGGCCGUGUCCGGCCCGCAGGACAACCGCAGCUGCGAGCGGGAGUCCCCGGACCUGCGCGGGGCGGGCAGUGUGAGCGUGCUGGCGGGGGGCACGGCGGCCCUGCUCCGCCUGGAGGUGCAGCCCCUGCGGAAGAGCCAGCAGUCCCAGCUGUACGCAGUGUGCUCCCGCCGGGGGCCCGGGCUGCCCUGGAGGUUACACGGGGCCCCGGACGGCCGGCUGCUGGUGCUGGAGGUGGUGAGGCCGCUGUUACCGCAGUGGCUGCAGGGCUGUAUCAUCGUGGUGCUGCUGGCCCUGUCCGGCAUCUUCAGCGGCCUCAACCUGGGCCUCAUGGCGCUGGACCCCAUGGAGCUGCGGGUGGUGCAGCGCUGCGGCUCGGACCGGGAGAGGAGGUAUGCCGCCAAGAUCGAGCCCGUCCGCCGUCAGGGGAACUACCUGCUCUGCUCCCUCCUGCUGGGCAACGUGCUGGUCAACACCACCCUCACCACCCUGCUGGACGACCUCAUCGGCUCCGGGCUGGCCGCGAUCAUGACCUCCACCCUGGGCAUCGUGGUGCUGGGGGAGAUCGUGCCCCAGGCUCUGUGCUCCAGACACGGGCUGGCCGUGGGGGCCAACACGCUAUUCCUCACCCGCUUCUUCAUGGUGCUCACCUUCCCCCUGGCUUACCCUGUCAGCAAGCUGCUGGACUGCGUGCUGGGACAGGAGAUCGGCACCGUGUACAACCGGGAGAAACUGCUCGAGAUGCUCAAGGUGACUGAGCCAUAUAGUGGAUUGGUACGCGAAGAGAUGAACAUCAUACAGGGAGCCCUAGAAUUGCGCACAAAAACUGUAGAGGCUGUGAUGACCCGGGUGGAAGAUUGCUUCAUGCUACCUCAUGAUACCAUCUUGGACUUUAGCACUAUGUCCAGCAUUAUGGAGAGCGGCUACACACGUAUACCUGUGUACGAGAAUGAAAAGUCCAACAUCGUGGACAUUCUCUACGUGAAGGACCUGGCCUUUGUGGACCCAGAUGACUGUACUCCUCUAGGCACCAUCACUCGCUUCUACAGCCACCCUGUCCACUUUGUAUUCAGUGACACAAAGUUGGAUGCUGUGCUGGAGGAGUUCAAAAAAGGUAGGUCCCAUUUGGCCAUUGUACAGAAGGUAAACAGUGAAGGAGAGGGAGAUCCAUUCUAUGAGGUGAUGGGACUCAUUACGCUGGAAGAUGUCAUAGAAGAAAUAAUAAAAUCUGAAAUCCUUGAUGAGUCUGAUUUAUACACUGACAAUCGUAGUAAGAAACGGGUUGGACGACGCCAAGACAAAAAGGACUUUUCGGUUUUCAAGGACCCAGAGAAUGAGCUGAAAGUGAAGAUUUCCCCACAACUAUUGCUCGCUGCCCAUCGCUUCCUAUCUACAGAGGUAUCGCUUUUCGCACCUACAUUGUUCUCAGAAAAAACUCUACUGCGUCUUCUAAAGUACCCAGAUGUGGUGCAGGAACUGCAUUUUAAUGAGAAUGACAAGAAGGCAUCUGAGCACUACCUCUACCAACGAAAUAAGAUAGCUGAUUACUUCAUACUUGUUUUGCAGGGGAAAGUGGAAGUGGAAGCUGGAAAAGAGAACAUGAAAUUUGAAUCUGGUGCUUUUUCCUACUACGGUGUUAUGGCAAUAAGCUCUCCUCCAACUAUUCCUGACCUUCGUUCUCCAUCCCACAUGGGCAGCCUUAACCGUUCCACCUCCCUCAGUCAUGAGCGUUCAGAUUCAAUCUCCUCCACAAUCAGUGGCAGUAAUACCCAGCUUAGUACACAGGUGCAGUACAUGGCUGACUUCAGUGUACGGGCAGUCAGCGACUUGCAGUAUGUGAAGAUAACUCGGGAGCAGUAUCAAGGUGCCCUUCUGUCUUCACGUCUUGAUAGUAGCCCUCAGUCCCCAGAAGGAGGCACACGCAAGCCAGAUGGUACAUUAUCUGAUCGAAGUGAGGUUCUUGAAGAUGAGACAACAAGUCUACUUAACCAGAGGAACUCUCAGCACAGCCUGCAACAUAAUGCAGUCUGACAAUACCACCAGCGUCUGCAGAGCAUUGCCAUUUUGCUGCCCCAGUGUCUCAGUAUCUUGGCUCUGGAUCUUUGAGGACCUGAAGAAAUGCUUUGUAAUAUAAAACCGAAAAGCAUAUUAUCCUAGGAACCAAACAUUGCAGCUCUGCAGAGCAACAGGAUAGUGAAGCAACACUCUGCAUGUCUGUGAAGAGAGAACUUUGCAAGUCUUCUGUUUAUGUACGUGGUAGACAGAAAUCUAAAAGGGAGUCUGUAAUUGUUGCAAUGUUCUGCAGCGCUGAAGUAUUAGUAACAUGUCAAGGGCAGAGAGCAUAAGACUGGCAAAGGGGAACUGGUGGAGCAAGGUUCUCCAAAACUUUUGGAACUGGUGUACUGCUCUGGAGAGCAGUAACUCAGGGAGGAAUUAGUUGAUUCUAUAUGUGCACUGGAUGUCCACAAUCUCUAAAAAGAGAAAAGUGGAUCAGAUUGUCUUCCUGGGGUGGGUAGUACUGUCUUCCUAGGGGUGGAUGUUCCUCUGUCAAUUUUCCUUCAAGGAAGGGCAACCUGUUCAUGGUUUUUUUUUUUCCCUCUUUACUUAUUUCAUAAGUGGAUUCUUGGUUGUUGAAAGUCUUAGACUACCUCCCCAAGUCUACAAGCUCUAGAGGGAAGUCUGUAUAUUUAUAAGUGCCGCGACUGUGUUAGGCCCUGUGUUUUCAAAGUGAAGACACUGCAAGCAGUAUAUCAGUGAAAUUGCCCCCAAAAACAGUGUUUUGAUUGUUUUUGUUUUUAAAUAUAAUUUGGCAGGGUUUUAAUUACUGAGUGCCUACAUAUGUCAGGCUGUCCUCUAGUAAUAAAACACCUUAUAAAACAUAUGAUUACUAUAGCAAAUUGAUCAGGCUGUAACAGUUGAAAGAAAAAUGAUUCAGUUUUUAAAAGGACAAUAUCCCUCAAAACAUUUUACAUUUACAAUUGUGUGGAUGAGCGUCUCACACCAGGCAAUUAAUACAAUCUUGUAAUUACAAGCACAUCUAUUGAUUAAGACAUAUUUACUUGGACUUUGCUUUAUAAAAAUUAGUGGGAUCUACAUGUCUCCAUGACUUGCCCCAGUACUUGUGGUUCAAUCUCAGCAUGCUAUGUAUGGUUAAGCCAUAUCUGUUGGGUGUUGCUUACACUCAAACAUCUCACUGACUAGCAUACCUGUAGUUUAUAGCUUAUGCCAGCUGCAUAGAGGUAUGAGCUAAAAUCCUGAUUAUUAUGUAGAAAUGUAAGCUAUGAAAUUUCCUACCACAAAGUAGAGAUUAUCUUAAAUCUAUUAAGUGCCAUCUCUGGCAACAAGUCAUUUUGUAAAAUGUCUUUGGAAUCCUGGCGUCAGACAGUAGCACCAAAUAUAUGCUUCACAUUAAAUUAAAAAUAAAGAGAGAAUGUUUUAGGCCUUAAAACAUAUUUUACCUAUUUAAGACUUGUAGCUCCUGACAAUGUACUCUAGUCCUGCUCACUCGCUCUAGUUAUACAUUGGCGUAAACAGGUCAAAAGUGAAGUAGAAUCUGUUUAUAUAUGCAUGGCAAAGGAAAAUUUGUCACAUUUUAGUUUUCACAAAUGUGGUUUGAUGCUGCUUGGAUUUUUUUUUUUUUUAAUGUGUGCAACCAAUUCAAACAAUGGAUGUUAUUGUCAGGAGACCGUAAUAACGGAUCAUUUCAAGUAUUUGUUGACUGACAACUCCCAAAGACAAAAAUAGAUUUGCCAUUAUUGAAUCACAGUGCUGUUUGUAAGCAGAGAUAAAUGUAUGUUUAUUUUACUUAAGCCCUACAGCUAACAUAUGUUGACACAAAGGACUGGCUUAAUGUGAUGGGAUCUGUAGUCUUUUAAUAUGGAGCAUCCUUCCCAUGGUGAUAAAGGCUGCCCUUCCUUACAUUAACAAUCAUCUCCCACAUCCAAUCAAGUUUCCAUUGAGGUUCCUUGAAGAUUUGUGUGAGGAUCAAUCACAGUUGAAUGAGGAAAGGGAUCUAGGUAAUUUACAUAUUUUUAUUCACCCAGAGGACUAAUUGGAUCCUUCCUGGUAACUGACUUUUAUUGUGGUGUAUUUUUUUUUUUAUACUGAUCACCUUGUGCUACGUCCCUCUAUCUGCAUGACUGUAAGCUCUCUCUCCUCUUCUUGAGCGUAACCGUUGCAGUGGAUUAUGGGUGGCACGUCUCAGAAUGUCCUCUGCUGGCAGCUGUGGAAUAGCAGAGUUGAUCAUGUACCAUUCCUCAUGUUUGUGUUCACACUUGUUUACAAUCUCUAGUUCAACCUUCAUCUAAUUCGGUAUCGUAUAUCCUUUUGUUUGCCAAUCAAGAGAACAGCAGUGUCGCCACACCUUUGUAUGACAUUCACAAAUCUUUGUAACCCAAAUGUUUCAGUGAAUCCUAUCUGAGGGUAUUUUGGACAGCACUGAAACUAAACAUAGGCUUCCUGGUUUAUAAUGGUGUGAACUUUCUGGUGGUGGAUUGUAUAAUGAACAGCACAGAUAACGGUAUUACAUAUAUUAUAAAGAUGCAGUGUUUCUGUCCCAUACUUCAUAUAACGCGUUUAGAUGUUGAUUCUUCUGUGAGUACUAUGUUUUGUGUAGUACAAUACAGACACACUCCUAACUGUGCACCCUAACACCUUCACCUUCAUGUAGACCUAUCUUCCAUCAGCAGAAAUUGCCUGUUUCUGAAAUCUCACAAAACAUGGCUGUUUUCCCAAGCUCACAGUCCCUUCCUUUUUUGUUUUUCUUUUACUUGCCUAUUAUGUUUCCCCCUCAAACCUGUGUUAGUGAAACAUUCAGAGCUUGAAUUUUUAUUGAGUUUGCAACAAAUCAAGGCUGAAGUUCUCAAGACUGUCCUUGUGGAAUCCAGGAUUUAAAGGGACAUUGCUUGUUAAACCC